Messenger RNA from Copidosoma floridanum, 1079 nucleotides. RefSeq names its product complement C1q binding protein P32 (gene P32). Gene Ontology annotation, cellular component: mitochondrial matrix. NCBI's taxonomy places the organism in Eukaryota, Metazoa, Arthropoda, Insecta, Hymenoptera, Encyrtidae. The record is from RefSeq and is a predicted model, not a curated record. Gene Ontology annotation, biological process: cytosolic ribosome assembly.
AGGCACAUGCAGCGUCUUGCAUCAGCCAUCUUGGUGCGUUACUCUGGAACUUCUCGGCGUGCCGGCAUAACGACAACUCCUUGCGGAUCCUCUAGAACACGAGGACAACCCUCAGGACGCACCCCGGCAUCGCUCCCAAGAUUUCGUUGAAUCACAGAUCAAGUCAGUCACGAUGAACGGCAUCGCCAGGAACGCGUUGAGGUUGAAAAACCUGGUCGUUGCGCCGGUUAAGCUCACCAGCCGCGGUGGCAGUAGUGGCGGCAACGUGCGAGCCCUUUUCAGCACCCUCCAGCAGAAGAGCCUCGUGUCGCCCGUCUCCUCUGCAGUGUCGGUCUUUGCCAAGAGCCACAGGCAUCCCUGCGCCUGUGUAUCCUGCAGAUUCAACCACAGUAAGGCUGAGAAGGAACUGGUGGAAUUCUUGGCCGAGGAGAUCGUUGCGGAGAAGAAGGCCCUCAAGCUCAAAACUAUUCCUACCAAGUUGGAGGAAUUCAAAGUGUCUUUGGACGGAGCCGACGUUAAGCUCACCAAGGUCACAGAUACCGAACAAAUCACUAUUGAAUUCAACAUCAACCACACAGUCAGCUCGGAUGAGGAGCCAGAGAUCGAUCCUAAAGAUGACCAGCCAGAUGUGGGGGAGAUGAAGAGUAAACCUAAUUUUGAAAUUAACAUCAAAAGGGGAAACCAGAACUUGGCUUUCUCAUGUAGUUUUAACGAGGAACCAGGUGCUUCGGGAUCCAGCGACGAGUACAAUGACAUCUUUGGAAUUGAUGAAAUCUCACUCUAUGAAGGAGAAGACUCAGAGAAUGCAUACCGAGUGGGGGGUGAAAUCAUUGAUGGGUAUCUUUAUGACCUUUUAAUGAAUUACUUGGAAGAAAAAGGUAUUAGCAAUGAAUUUGCCGAAAAAAUUAUUGAAUUGAGUACAAUUUAUGAACACACAGCGUACGUUGGUUUAUUGGAGGGUCUCUCCAAGUUUACUACUAAAUAAUUUCCUGUUUUAUACAUUGCUUUUCGUACAUAGAAUGUAAAAUCUGUAUUCUUAUCAUUAGAUUUUAAGCGUUGUUAAUAAAAUAUGAAAUCAA